AGUGCUGCACCAGCACCACUAGCGACCCACUCGCGCGCACCAGCAAGCCCAGCAGCAUGGCGUCGCUCGCGAGCAAGCUGCGGCGAGUCCGCGUCCUGUACCUGGUCGUCGCCCUCGUCGUCCUCACGUUCGUGCCGUGGCACCGCGUCCAGGACUCGGUCCUCCAGCACCGCGUCGUGCCCCGGUUCAAUCCCGAUCCCGCCCAGCACCAGCUCGCCGUGCUCGGUGCGAGCUCGACCGCGGGAGGCGACUUGGCUACCGCGAGCCACGAUCCUUUGUGCGAGCGGUACCCAGAGCAGUGCGGGUACGCCGCGCUCCUGUGCGACGAUGAACUGCUCCCAGCCCUCGAGGUCCUCAUCUACUCGCUGCGACAGACCGGCACCCCUCACCCGAUCGUCGUCCUCGCCCUCCCGCAUGUCUCCGAGGCCGCACGGCAGGACCUGCGCCUCCUCGCCGACGACGUGAUUGCGGUCGACCAGCUCGCGUACCCCUACGAGGGCAAGGUCAAGCUCGAGCUCGGCAUCAACAAGCAGUGCCGGUACAGCAAGCUCCACCUGUGGGCCCAGACCCAGUUCAAGUCGAUGAUCUACCUCGACGUCGACACCGCCGUGGUCAAGAACAUCGACCACCUCUUCUCGACCAAGACGGUCUUUGCCGGCGUCAAGGACAUCGGCGACGUCUACAACACAGGCGUCCUCGUCUUCAAGCCGUCCAAGGCGACGUUCAACGACAUGAUGGACACGUACCUCACGGCACCGUCGUACAACCGCGGCGACCAGGGCUUCCUCAACUGGUACUUCUCGAACCGCACGACGACGGGCCUCGGCGUCAUCGGGCCGGCGUACAACGUGCCCGCCAAGCUCAAGGGCUUCGCCAUCGGCAAGAAGCUCAUCGACAACGCGUUCGUGUACCACUUUACCGCCGAGACCAAGCCCUGGUCCUUCCACCACUUCUACCACCGCGACUGGAAGACCAACUACCACCCGCGCAUGUUUGCCAAGUGGCGCACGCUCGAGUACGAGAUGGCCCAGUCGCAGCCCGACUUGCGCGACCAGUACGCCGUCCCUCGGCACGACGUCCCGAUCAAGGCUGAGCUCGCCGCGUACGACUGGCCCAACACGCACCGCGCGUACGACCUGUGCUCCAAGUACAACCCCAAGUACGAGACCGAGGGCAAGUUCCCCGUCCAGGAGCAGUACUCGGUCGCCAUCUCGUUCUACAACCCCGAGCGCCUCGGGUACCUCACCAAGCUCAUCGGGCACUACCUCCUGUCGGACCUCGUCCACACCGUCUUCAUCACAUGGCACUCGCCCAACGUGCCCGUCCCGACCGACAUCAAGCAGCUCGUCGCCGGCGGCAGGGUCGCCAUCCUCAAGAUGAACUCGGACACGCUCAACAACCGGUUCAACCCGAUCCGCGGCCUCAAGACGCAGGCCGUCUUUAUCUGCGACGACGACAUCUUUGCGCCGGCGGCCGGCAUCGACUUCCUGUUCCGCGUGUGGCAGGCGCGCCCCGACUCGAUCGCGGGCUUCUUCCCGCGCAUCCACGGCCGCAAGGAGGACGGCACCAUCUUCUACGAGAUGGCCGGCGUGCACCACAAGUACGACAUCAUCCUCACAAAGGGAAUGAUGAUCAACGCCAACUUCCUGCACGCCUACACCUGCGUCCUCCCGCCCGAGAUCCACCGCUACGUCGACUACGGCAAGAACUGCGAGGACAUCGCGAUGAACAUGAUGGUGUCGGGCAUGACGGGCGCCGCGCCCGUGUGCGUCCACGACGAGGAGGUGCUCGACUUUGGCACGUCCAAGGGCAUCUCGAUCUCGGCCGCGUUCACGAUGCGCCGCGACACGUGCACGGGCGACCUCAUCGACCUCUUUGGCCGCGACACGCUCGUGUCGUCGACCGAGCACGUGCGCAAGUUUGUCUCGAACAAGUUCCGCAAGGUGCCGUGGGAGGACCUCGACGACAUUCUCGAUGGGGAGCGGCAGAAGGUGCUCGGUCAGAAGGCGUAGAUUUCUCUCCCUCCCUCCCUCUCCCGCUCUCUCUUUUCUCUCUCUCAUUCGACUUGGCGAUAGGUAUGUAGACAGCCGACGUCGUCAUAGUGUAGUCCCCUCUCGCAUUCACCCUCGCAUUCUGUAAUCGUCACCCACCAUCGUCUGCU
Messenger RNA from Rhodotorula graminis WP1, 2161 nucleotides. RefSeq names its product glycosyltransferase family 64 protein. The transcript is spliced from 8 exons. Gene Ontology annotation, cellular component: membrane. NCBI's taxonomy places the organism in Eukaryota, Fungi, Basidiomycota, Microbotryomycetes, Sporidiobolales, Sporidiobolaceae. The record is from RefSeq and is a predicted model, not a curated record. Bases 57 to 2012 code for a protein of 651 amino acids. Gene Ontology annotation, molecular function: glycosyltransferase activity.